UAAAAUGGACAACGUUCACAAGUUACAAGAAGAAAAGCACCCUACGGUAAUCAGACCCCAUUGACAUCAUAUAUAACACACAAAUGAGAACACCCACGGUACUAAAAAUUAGUUAAAUACUAAGCAAUAAGUUAUAUGCACAUCCCAAACGUACACAGGGUCCUAAACAUACCUCCUCUGUCCACUGUUGGUAGGCUGGUGUGAAUCCCAGACAAUAUGGAGGAAGGGGAAGCAUACUCUCCCUCCGAAGUCCUCGGAGCAGAGUGCUUCACAAGCUUGAGCUCAGUCUCCAAAAAGAGGAACAAAAACAAGAAGAGGUUCAGUGAUGAACAGAUCAGAUCAUUGGAAACCAUCUUCGAGUCUGAGUCGAAGCUCGAGCCACGAAAAAAGCUGCAGCUGGCAAGAGAGCUUGGAUUGCAACCGCGACAGGUUGCGAUAUGGUUUCAGAAUAAGAGAGCUCGGUGGAAGUCAAAGCAGCUCGAACGAGACUACAGCAUACUAAGAGCCAAUUACAAUACUCUGGCUUCCCAAUUCGAAAUCCUCAAGAAAGAGAAGCAAUCCUUAGUUAUACAGUUGCAGAAGCUGAAUGAUCUGGUGGAUAAGUCUCAAGAGGGAAGCCAGUGUUGCAGUAAAGAGGCUGGCGAGAACAGAACUGAAGGCAAAUCAAACAGUGGAGAUGACAAGAGCGAAUUUGAAGUGAAGCCCAGCCUGUCGAUAGAAAGGUCAGAUCAUGGAGUUGGUGUCCUUUCGGACGAUGAUAGCAGCAUAAGGGCAGAGUAUUUCGGGCUAGACGAAGAACCUGACCUUCUGAGCUUUGUGGAACCAGCUGAUGGUUCCUUGACAUCACCUGAAAACUGGGGAAGUCUCAACUCCAAUGAUUGCUAUGACCAGUCUAAUAAUAGUUAUCAUUGGUGGGACUUCUGGACUUGAAUCAAUUAAACACUCCUUUAUGAAAAGAAGAAGAAAAAGAUCCAACACCCAACAACAUGGAGGAAAUGUAUGCAAAUAAUCCUCCUCCUGUUGGUAGUACCCUGUAGAGGAGCACGGGAUGGUUAAUCUUGUCAGCAAAUCUAGAAUUUCAGAUGCCAAUCGGUGUAGCUUUUGAGGAUUUGAAAAUCGGGAAUUUAGAACUUUAGUCUAUCCUCUUGAUACCAAUCCAAAAGCAGCUAAUCUUGAGCUAUUUGCACAUCUCCACACUCGCACACAAAUUAUGCUUCAACAAACACAAUGCACUUUAAAGUACAUGAAGCAUAAAAUUAGUUGGCAUUGUGAUCAAGAAAAACAACGAACUCAAAAUCUUAGCUUCAUGUUGCAAGUUCCAAUUGCUGUCUUUUUUCAGUAGUAAUCAUACGGUUGUAUUGACAAAUGAAAGAAAUGCUCGAAUACACACUUUUAAUUUUUAUA
This is a messenger RNA of Cornus florida, 1404 nucleotides long. RefSeq names its product homeobox-leucine zipper protein ATHB-12-like. The coding region runs from base 217 to 930 and encodes 237 amino acids. Gene Ontology annotation, molecular function: DNA-binding transcription factor activity, RNA polymerase II-specific; sequence-specific DNA binding. The transcript has 2 exons. Lineage: Eukaryota; Viridiplantae; Streptophyta; Magnoliopsida; Cornales; Cornaceae. The record is from RefSeq and is a predicted model, not a curated record. Gene Ontology annotation, biological process: positive regulation of DNA-templated transcription. Gene Ontology annotation, cellular component: nucleus.